Eimeria necatrix is the source of this 1647-nucleotide messenger RNA. RefSeq lists its product as hypothetical. Bases 1 to 1647 code for a protein of 548 amino acids. NCBI's taxonomy places the organism in Eukaryota, Apicomplexa, Conoidasida, Eucoccidiorida, Eimeriidae. The record is from RefSeq and is a predicted model, not a curated record. The transcript has 4 exons.
AUGGAUGAGCUGGACGUGGCCUCUGUGGAGCGGCGGGCAGUAGAAGGCGAGCUGCUUGCUGCAGGUUUCCUGAGCAGCCCUUCCGCAGUCACGCCUGCUGCUGCUGCUGCUGCUGCUGCUGGUGCAGCAGCAGCAGCAGCAGCAGCAGCAGCAGAAGCUUCGCCCCCCGGGGCCCCCCGCAGGGGCCCCCCGCAGCAGCAGCGAGAGGGCCCCCAAGUCAAGUCAAAGCGCAGCAGCGCUUUAGCUGCUGCUCUUUCUUUUUGGAGCAAAGGAGGGACAAGUCCAGCAGCAGCAGGCCCUAGGAAGCAGGUGGAAGGUGCAGCAGCAGCAGCAGCAGCAGCAGCAGCAGCGGCUGCUGCUGCUGCAGCUGCAGCCGCCGCAGCAAACGCUGGGGCCCUCGAGGAACCCCCAGCUCACAACCUGCUGCAGCAGACCCAGCAGCAGCUUUAUGGGCAAUUUGAAGAUAAAGCAGCAGCAGCAGCAGCUGCUGCUGCUGCUGCUGCUGCUGCUGCUGCUGCUGCUGCUGACUUUGCGGAUGAAGAGCAGCAGCUGCAGCAGCAAGACCUCUUCUCCGACCUUUCCACUUCUUACUCCCGCGGCAGCCUGCCCCAACAGCAGCAGCAGCAGCAGCAGCAGCAGCAGCAGCAGCAGCAGCAGCAGCAGCAGCAGCCACUGUGUGAGUCAGUGCUGCAAGCCAUAGCUGCCCAGAAGCUGCAGCUGCUGCCUCUGAGGGAGUGGGAAGAUGAGCAAAGGGCCAGAAGGGAAGAGUUCUUCAAGGCCAUUGCGCGUCGUGGCAAUGCUGUUCAUGGAACCAUUCUUGCUGUUUCCUUCGUCGCUGCUGCUGUUGCUGCUGCUGCAGCUGCGCCUCUUGCUGCUGCUGCAUCUCUUGCUGCUGCUGCAUCUCUUGCUGCUGCUGCAUGCCUUGCUGCUGCUGCAUGCCUUGCUGCUGCUGCUGCUGCUGCUGCAGAAGAGGUGGUGGAGACGGUGGACUGCGCAUUUAGGCAGAGCGAGGGAGACCAUCAGCAGCUCCUCAAGUUCCUCCGACAGCAGCAGCAGCAGCAGCAGCAGCAGCAGCAGCAGCAGCAGCAGCAGCAGCAGCAGCAGCAGUGUGUGCAUGCACCGCAGGGAAGAGCGAAGGCUGACAGAGAGGCCGCGAGGGCUUUGCGGCACUGCAGCAGCAGCCGCUCGAGCGCCUACACUGCAGUGCAGCAGCAGCAGCAGCAGCAGCACAGGGACCGCAGCAGCUGCAGCAACAACGACAGCCAUCUCGCAGCAGCAGAGGAAGCAGCAGCAGCAGCAGCAGCAGCAGCAGAGGAGGAGGACAGGGCCCACCUUUCUCCAAACAGCAGCAGCGGGAAUAGCGGGGCUUCUCCCCGAGAGCAGCUGGAGGCGCCUCACUGGGUGCAGCAGCAGCACCCAGCAGCAAACUGCAGCAGCAGCAGCAGCAGCAGCAGCAGCAGCAAGGGAGACAGGCACUGCAGCAGCAACAGGGACUCAGAGACUCCCCCUUGGCUUUCGAAUGCCUACGACCAACAAAUUCCUAGAGGCAAAAGACGUGCCGAUCCUAGCUGCUUCAGGCCGCCCCACCCACAGCAGCAGCAGCAGCAGCAGCAGCAGCAGCAGCAGCAGCAGCACAUGUUGGGAUGA